Python bivittatus (Burmese python) is the source of this 3595-nucleotide messenger RNA. Lineage: Eukaryota; Metazoa; Chordata; Lepidosauria; Squamata; Pythonidae. The record is from RefSeq and is a predicted model, not a curated record.
GCUGUCGGCCUACGCGCCCUUCCCUCCGGAUCAGGGCCCUGGGGGGGGAUUCGCCGAGGGACUGUGCCUCGCCUGGGUGCUCGGGAAGAAUUGCGGGAGCCUCUCCCACCCUCCGAAGUUUUUCUUUCAGAGAUUAAAGCUUGGUUGCUUUAGUCCGCGCGUGGGUCGCCCUUUUCUUUGGGGCGUUGCGUGUCGGGUCUUUUGAGAGAACCGCGCAGUAAAAGGAAGAACAGCCGGCUUUCUUACGGCUCCCCCUCACAAAGAACGGGCUGCCCUUCCCCGGUUCCUUCCGGGGUUUUUGCAUGGAUGGUCUGUGGGCCGGGAUGCCGGGCGCCGGAGUAGAGCGGGAGCCCGGCUCUGGAAGCAGGCGCUUCGGCCUCUCUAGGAGAUUCCCCGAAAUGGGAGGAGAGGAAUUGAAGUCGGCAGGUUGGGGUUGAAGGACUCUUGGGGUGCCUGUGACAUCGGAGAGGGGAAUGGAACGAAUGAAAGAUCGGCUUGUUGGGUCGAUGUACGAAGUCUGUAGGAGUGGGAUGGGAGAAGAUGGGUGUCAGCGUGAACUCUAACUCCAGCUUGCUCUAAUAGGCCUUUGCGAGUUUUCAAGUGUCCAGUAAGGUUUACAUUUUCCUACUCCAUUAACAAUGCCUUCCUCUCCCCAUUAUAUGCCAGAGAAACUGCUUGAGGAGAAACAAGGUUUGUGUGAGUAGGUGUGUGCAGUCUGAGGCAAAAAAAAAAAAUCACCUGGUAAACAAGGGUGUGUCCUCCUAUACUUAAACCAGACAAGGGCAGUGGGAAGCUUCAGCUUGUCCCAGCAGGAAUAGUGCCACUUCUACUAUUUUCCAAACAUGAUGUUUCCUCUGUUCUGAGGGGGAAUUAGCUAAUAGCUUCGAAGCAUCCAAAGGGAAGCGGAACAAGAGUUAUGAUGGAUCUUAGAAGAGUCCGUGAUGUGCACUUCUCUCCCCAUGUGGCACAUUCGGCCCAGGAGCUAUUGGAGCAAAUAAUACCUGAACACGAUACUUUACGCCAAGCCUUGGCUUCUCUCUCUGCUGGUCUAGCAAAGCUUGAGAAACACCUGGAAGAGACAGAUCAUCGUGUGGGAACCCUGGAAGCAAAGGUGAUGUCUACUCAAGGUUGUGUUGUCAAACAUGCUACUCUGAUGAAGGAGCUGGCAGUAGGAAAGUUGGUGGCUGACUACAAGCUGGAGACCCUAGAAAACAAAUUGCGAGCUCGGAACUUGAGGGUUACGGGUGUCCCAGUAGCCAUCAGAAAUGUGAACCUGAUCCCGUUCAUAGAAAAUCUGUUAUCAUCUGCCUCAGAUUUAAAUGGCAAACAGGUUCCCAUCUGUAUAGAAAGUGCUUACCGUCUCCCAGCAAAAAAUGCCCAGGUGGGUAACGUGGGUAAUGGCAGUACUGUACUAAUCACCCUUUCUGAUUUGCGGCAUCGGGAGAGAAUACUGAAGACAUCCUGGACUUCCUGGACUACAGACUUCCAUGGUCACAAGGUAUCCUUCUUUCCUGAUCUCAGUCCAUUGACAUAUGCCCGACGGAAACAUUUUGUGGCUCUCAAGCAACAGUUCCUGAAGGAAGGAGUUCAGGCUUAUGUAUUGUACCCUGCAAAAUUAAAGGUUCUGCACCAGGGGAAAACAUACAUCUUCAAGGACAUUCGAUCUGCGGCUCAGCUGCUGGAUAAAAUCCGAAAAGAAAAGAUGACUGUGACUUUGAUCCGCAACAGGCUGGCGCUGCUGGUCCUAGGAAUCCUUGUUACUUUUGUCCUCUACCUGUUGCUUCCUGCGAUCCAGCAUGAAAAAUUUACUGCUUCAGUAGACAUCCCUAAGCCACGGGCCAUGGAGGAAGAGAUGAAGGGUACAGGUGCUGGGAAUGUCACCAUCGUGACAGGGACAACUUUGCAAAACCCUUCUGUUUUCUUUAGAGAAGCGGUGCUGGUACAAAACAAUGUGGCUUCUUCCACUGAAAGGCUGGCAGUGAUCUUCUUGCAUGGUCAGUCCUUCACAUCCAAGAUAUGGGAGAAUCUAGGAACACUGGCUUUGCUUUCAGAGAAUGGAUAUCGUGCAGUAGCUAUUGAUUUGCCUGGUUAUGGGGACUCCCCACACUCAGAUUCUGUUGGGACUGCACAAGGCCGUGUUUCUUUUCUGGAGCAAGUCUUCAAGGAGCUGGGCCUUCAGAAGUCCGUUUUGAUAAGCUCAUCUAUGAGUGGUCGAUAUUCCAUUCCAUUCCUCCUUUCUAGCGGAGAACAGCUGAAGGGGUUUGUGUCUAUUGCACCAGUGGGCACAAAAGACUUUACAACUCAACAAUAUCAGCAGGUCAAGACACCAACAUUGAUAAUUUAUGGAGAGCGUGAUACUGGCCUGGGUAUACAGUCUCUGCAGAGCCUUCAGCAGAUUCCCAGAUCCAGAGUUGUCAUGUUGCCUGGUGCUGGUCAUGCCUGUUAUCUUGAUAAACCUCAGGAGUUCCACAAAGCACUGCUGAACUUCCUCAGAGAAUUAAAAUGACUGUGGUAUCCAUUCUUACUUGCCCUGCUGUAUCCCAUUUUCCUUUUCCCAGGGAAAAAGUGAAGACUGAAUGUCUAUUAUGUAACUGGGAUGAUGUGCAUAUACAUCUGUUUCUUCAUACUUCAAGGGCUAUAGAGCUUUUUGGCAGCUUUUUGAUGGAAGAAUUUAUCUCUGCUUGUUUGUGGAGUUAUUUCUUUUACAAGUGCUCCAAGUGUGAUUGCCGGAAUCCUGCAAACUGGCAGAAGUACUGGAUCAAGGACAUAGAGAGCAGGGUAGCACUAUUUUCACAAUAUUUUUGUGACAGACUGAAGAACUUGAUCUGCACAUCACUAUUCAAUUUUUGUCCUUUUUAAGAGCUGAUCUCUCCAGAGAAAGGUGCAACAUCAACUCCAGCAUCUUACUUCAGGAACCCAGGCCACAGAUACUGUCCUGAGGUUGAUUUUUUUUUCCCAUUAACUACCAACUACUAUUUUCAGUGUGCACAUUUCUGUUCUGAGGAUCAGGUGUUUUAUUGUGCUUUUUAUCUUAUAUCUAUUGUUGUGGUUUGGCGGGUUUCCUCACAUUUUUUCAACAGUGGAAGGAGACAAAAUUGAUGUGCUUGUCCUUGCUUGGAGCAGGUAACUUUUGAAAUUGCCCAAGAGGCAUUUGGGAAAUUUGAAAAAAAACUUUGGAAAAGAAAUGACACAUUUUAAAUGCAUUUUUUCCUUUAACUUUGAUGACCAUGUAAUACCUUGGUUGCCUAGCUGUAACAUGUUGGCCCUCUGUGAAUGACAUAUUUAGUUAGAAUGUGUCAUCCAAGUUCUCACCUAAGCAAGAGGGUAUGGAAGACAUAAAGAGAAUGAAUCAAUAACCUUUCGAAGGAGCUUAGUCCAUGUGUUAGAGGAGGGGAUGAUUUCUCCUACUCAUUAGGUUAUAUGUUAUCUAGGUUUUUGAGUGUUGCAAAACCGUUUAAGGGUAAAUAAAUUGUUUAUACAGAUAUUUGGUGUAUAUAUGUGUGUAUGUGCAAACUAGACACACUUGAUGAGAUCAAGCUAUGAGGCCAUGACUGAUAACAUAGAAAUUUGGCUUUAUAAAACCUUAUGGAAUAAG